UUACUCUAAUGAUGAGAACUGGCGGUUAUAAUACACCCAUUCAUAAGCACAUAGUAGAAGAAUUUCACUGUGCUUUCAAUGGUUCAGAAGAAUUCAUGUUUAUACAGCCAGGACAGAAAGAAUUGCAGCAUCCAUGGUCUUCAAUUGAUGUUGAUUCUGUUGAUUUAAUAAAAUACCCGGAAUUGCAGCAUAUCAAGUACGCUAGCAUAGCAUUGAACAAAGGCGACUGUAUUUAUAUACCAACAGGUUCUUAUUACAAAAUCAGUUCAACGGAUCAUUUCAAUUCAGGUAUCGUAGUAUGGUUCUCAUUUUUUACCAAGAGUCAUCAAUUUGAAGGCACUGGCUGCGAUAAAAAUGACAAUUUCAUGCCAGCAAGUGAUGUAAAUAUUACUUGGAGAUAUGAUGGAUAUGGUGAUUUGGAAACCUUGCAUUUAGAUACAAACAUAUUAAGGACGGUGUUACUGACAUCAGGUGAUGAGAAGGGUAGAGUAUGGCUGAAACAGUUCACUGAAAAUUUGAUCAAGGGUGAUGGAGAAGUCGGUGUAUAUGACAAUGAAAGGAAACAGUUUUCUGAUAUACUAGACCCUACUGGUAGAGGAUAUGUAACAGUGAAAGAAGUCAAGGCGCUAUCAAUUGAUGUGUUGAAAAAAAUGAUAUUGGCAUUUGACCACACUGAUGAUUCCAGCACGUUGGAUUACGAAUAUAGACUCAUUAAUCAUGAAGCAAUCAUCAACUUUACCAGGAUGCUGGCAUCAAAUGGACCAGAUCCCGGUUUCCAUAGUAAUGAAUUUAUUGAGCAGUAUGUAAAUCAGUUAGGAGGAACUCGUCAAAAGGCGAUGGAAAUAUUGACAGGUUUGGGUGUUGGACAAGGUGAACUGGUUACCAUGGAGAUGGUAGAGAAAAACAUCGAAAAAACAAUAGAGAAGUUUCGCAAUGCAAAACUCAAGAUACGAGCAGAUAGGAAACCAUGGUAUGAACAUUUACUAAAACAUAAAGAAAUGUUCUGAUUUGUAAUAAUUGGAAGCUUCUUCUCACUAUUGAAUGUUUUCAAAAAGAUUCCCUUAUACACAUACUUAUUUGAUAGUCUGUAACAGGCACUGUUU
Molecule: messenger RNA, 1103 nt
Organism: Saccoglossus kowalevskii
Lineage: Eukaryota; Metazoa; Hemichordata; Enteropneusta; Harrimaniidae
Source: RefSeq, a predicted model, not a curated record